This is a messenger RNA of Hydra vulgaris (swiftwater hydra), 1262 nucleotides long. RefSeq lists its product as uncharacterized. Lineage: Eukaryota; Metazoa; Cnidaria; Hydrozoa; Anthoathecata; Hydridae. The record is from RefSeq and is a predicted model, not a curated record.
AUAUUUUAUUAAAUAAUGACUUACCCUGAUAGAAAUAGAAAAAAGAAAUUAGAUUUUGUAGACACUCAAAAGCUUUCUUCUACGUUUGUUCUUUUAUGGUACAAGGAUUGUGAAAAAGAUGAGCGGCAUACCUCUCCCAUAUCACUUUCAAAUACACUUUUUAAGCAUUAUUCAUCCGUUGAAUGCCUUGAAUUUCAAGUGAAAAAUGUAGUGCAUGUUUCUAUUGCAAAUAUACAACACGCAGCUGUCAUCAUCUAUAAGGGGUCUAUUACCCAAUGCUGUAAAUUUGAAACAUUGCUAGAUAACUUCAUGGACGAUUUUGGUGAUGAAAAUCCUAGCACUGAUGAAGUAAGCAAGUUUGCCCUCAAUUAUAUUGAAGGCAAUACUGACGGAAAAAGAAAACAUUCUGAUGGAGACCAAUCCUCAGAUCCAGAGAAUAUUGCACCGGUCUCAGAACAUACAGGCCUAAACGGACCUAAAUAUAAAUCGACUCCUAAAUCAAAGGUGCUGAAAAAAAAACAUGUAAAUGAAGUGUUGAAUGAAAAUUCAGAAUCAGAGUCCUUUGCAUCAUUUUAUAACAGUCAAAAAGGAUCUAAAAAAAGUGAAGCACAGAUUAUGGCUUUGGAAAAGCGGAAGCUUGACAUGCUACUUGACAAUGUUGAUGCUCCCAGAGCAUUGAUGCUUCCAAUAAUUAGUGAUGUUCCUAAAACAAAACACUGUGGUUCACCGAAGUUAAGCAAACUAUCUUGUUUAGAAGCAAUUUUGAUUGAACAAAAGAAACUUCUUUUUGAACAAAAGAAGACCAACAAACUGUUGUCUGAAAUUUUGCGCCCAAUAGAAAAAGAAUCUGUAAAUAAUGAUAAUGCCGUGUAUACUGGUUUUGAUGCCGAAUUUAAAUUGCACGACAUUCAAAAACGAGAACCAUGUAGCUUUGCAAGAAAAUUUAUUUUGUUGUGAUUCGGAAAGGAGUUUACUUGCACGCGUAUUUGUGAACCAAACGGACCUACUGCACGCAUUCAUAUGGAGAAUGAAGAAAUUCAGGAAGUUAAAGGUGCACUUGACAAAGUGUUUACGUCUUACAACUGGCGUGUUGUUCGGGCGAGUAUUAAUCAAUUUUUCCGAGACAAUAAAAGUAGUAAAAAAGUUUGAAGGUGUGGGGUUGUCAGCGUUUUUCGCUUAUCCCCCCCCCCCCCCCAUUCUAUCUGUAAUGUGUUUUGUAUGUUUUGUGUGUUAAAUAAAUACACCAUCUUAUUUAUUCUAAA